CUUUUUUUUUUUGUCAUUCAAACAAAUCUCAUUUUCGUUACGCAAAAGAAAACAAAACAAAAUCCUGUGUGCGUGUGUGUGUGUUCCAUAUCGACGGGCCGGAAUAUUGAAAUUCCGGUGAUAAAUGGAUGGUCAGGUUGAAUUAGGAGACGAUAAUUCUUCAAAUUGUUUCUUUGAUUUCAGUUUAAUCGAUCAGUUUCCUGGCGGCGACCUUCCUUCUCUUGAACCGGAGUUUCACUGGUCCUCCGGUUCUACCCAUCCAUUCCCCGCUUCAUCUAAUCUCAGUAAAGGCUUUGCAGAUUCAUAUGAAAAAUCAAAUGCUACCAAGGAAGAUGAAUCCCGAAAGAGGGCAAAUCCUGGUUCGUGUGCUGAUUCAAAAGCAUGUCGAGAGAAGAAGCGGAGGGAUAAACUGAAUGAGAGGUUCCAAGAAUUGAACGAAAUAUUGGACCCCGGAAGGUCAAGCAAGACGGAUAAGACUGUUAUUUUGGCGGAUGCUAUCCGUAUGGUUACUCACCUAAGAAACGAAGAAGCCAAGCUUAAGGAUUCCUCUCAAGAUCUGCUUGUUAAAAUCAACGAGUUGAAGGCUGAGAAGAAUGAGCUGAGAGAUGAGAAGCAGAAGCUAAAGGCAGACAAAGAAAGGCUCGAACAGCAACUGAAGGCCGCCUGUUACCCCCCUCCGCCUGCCUUUUAUCCUCCUGCACAUUCUGUAAUACCAGUCCCAUGCCCUGGACCUACCCCUGUUGGCGGCAACAAGUUCAUGCCAUUCAUGGGAUACCAAGGAGUUCCCAUGUGGCAGUUUGCGUCCCCAGCUGCUGUUGAUACCUCCAAAGAUCAUGUUCAUCGAUCCCCACUUGCGUAGAAAAUUAUUGUUUUUCUGCAGAUGGGAACAAGUUAUGUGAAAUAUACAUUUGUCUAAUUUUAUGAGCUAUUUAUGAAUAUGGCCAGUUAGUGUAAUUUGACUUCUUGAUUCUUAAGUAUCCAGAUUUUGACUCUGCUGGAAUUUUUGUA
Molecule: messenger RNA, 1008 nt
Organism: Erigeron canadensis
Lineage: Eukaryota; Viridiplantae; Streptophyta; Magnoliopsida; Asterales; Asteraceae
Product: transcription factor ILR3-like
Exons: 5
Coding region: 125-859 (244 amino acids)
Biological process (GO): regulation of DNA-templated transcription; intracellular iron ion homeostasis
Molecular function (GO): protein dimerization activity; DNA-binding transcription factor activity
Source: RefSeq, a predicted model, not a curated record